CGUAAUAUUAUUUGAAUAAACAAGUAUUAUGAACAAAAAAACACUCCAGUUCUAGUUGGGGUUUCCCUUUCCAUCAAAUUUGAAUCGAGUAGAUGUGUCCAGUCGAGUGAAGAAAUACAUCAAAGCAUAAUAUUGACAAAAAGAAAUCUAUGCGUUGGUCAUCACGAAGAUUUAUUCUAAUUAUGCGUGGCACAGGUGCCCAGUGGCCCAACCUCACUUGGACUGAACAGUAGCAAUGAAGAGAAAGUGCAGAUAGUUUGCAUUCAAAUUUCAUUUGAAAUGUUGAUACGAAAACGCAAUAGUUUUAAAGCACGAUAAUCUACUAAAUAUGGAACCUAUAGAAUACUCAAUCGUUGAAAACAUACCGGUAACUCCGUUGGUAUUUCCCAACAACACCAGUGAGCAAGGCAAGCUCCCAUACGAAGUGGACAUCAAAGAAGUCAUUAGGAAUAACAUCGUAUUCAAAGUGCACUCGCUGGUUUACACGUGUAAUGAUUGUGAUCGUAAAUUCAACAACACCGGUAAUUUCGAGCGCCACGUGCAAACUCAUCGAAACCGCCAACAAGUGUAUCCUUGCGAUGAAUGCAGCAUGCGUUUCACAUCUUACAGCAAAUAUGUACUGCACAGAAAAAAUCACAACAACCUAACGUGCGCGAGUUGUCAGGAGGUGUUCAAAACUGCUACGCAUCUUUCAGUGCAUAGGAGAAAAUUCCACAAACAGGACCGCCCGUUCGAAUGUGAACAGUGCAAAAAGGCAUUCCAAACUAUUUGGAAUUUGAAGCAACACGAACGAUCACACCAGGCGGCUUCCCACCGUUGUGAUUUUUGCUCGAAGGCUUACAAGCGGAAGGAAGAUCUACUGAAGCAUUAUGAAUCGCAUUGAUCUUACCUAUGUUAUACAGUAUCACAAGCUAGUAAGAAGCGGUUAUAAAGUUGAUCAUUGAAUUUCAGCUCGACGCUUAUGAACUGUGUUUAUGCCAAUAACUAAUUGAAGAAGCUAUAUUUUGAAAUGGGCUGAGUGGUAGACUUGCAACUUGGUUCCCACAACUUUGUUCAACAUUUUGCUGUUUGCAAUUUUAUUAUCAUUUAGAGUAGUGAGUGAUAUUAGGGAUACGUUCUAGCGCUGUGAAUAUCGGGCUACGAUCAAUCAUAUUAGACAAUGUAGAAAACUUAUCGCACUGAAUGUCCAUCACAACACAUUUCAAAAUACAACCUCUUGAAUAAGUUAUAGACAAAUAAUAGUCAAACUCUGAUUGAAUAAUCCACACUAUUCUUGGUAAUACAUCAACAAUUUAAAAAAAAUGCAGAUAAAAAUC
Armigeres subalbatus is the source of this 1316-nucleotide messenger RNA. Its product is annotated as zinc finger protein 678-like. The transcript is spliced from 2 exons. NCBI's taxonomy places the organism in Eukaryota, Metazoa, Arthropoda, Insecta, Diptera, Culicidae. Bases 329 to 883 code for a protein of 184 amino acids. The record is from RefSeq and is a predicted model, not a curated record.